Panicum virgatum (switchgrass) is the source of this 1794-nucleotide messenger RNA. Its product is annotated as glycosyltransferase BC10-like. The coding region runs from base 385 to 1599 and encodes 404 amino acids. The record is from RefSeq and is a predicted model, not a curated record. Gene Ontology annotation, cellular component: membrane. Gene Ontology annotation, molecular function: glycosyltransferase activity. The transcript is spliced from 2 exons. NCBI's taxonomy places the organism in Eukaryota, Viridiplantae, Streptophyta, Magnoliopsida, Poales, Poaceae.
UUUUAUGCAAAUCCAAUUGAUAAGGGGACCCCUCUUAUGCCCUGCAUGACAGAGGUAAGGAGAAUUUAUUUUUUGGUACCAUCUAUACGUGUACAAUAGAUGUUCUGUUGCUUAUUUCUACAGUGAUUUCUAAUGGAAGUAAAGGAUGAGCUUGUGGCUCGAAGAUAGCUUCCGUGCCAUAUUUUACUUAAGUGAUUGCUUAGUGAGUACUCAUGACUUUAAACGUGAAAAGCCAGGUCAAUUUGGACAAGUUGUGCUUGCAUGUGUGGUGCCUCAAUGAGAGAGUAUAUCACUAGUUCUGAGUUCAGGGAGUGAUUGUAUAACCAAAGGUUGCAGCAUUUCUCUAUCGCGCAUGCUUCUAGCUUGAGGCUAAGUCUGCAAGUCAUGGGUGACACAGACAAGUCCAUGCUGGUUUCUCAUUUAGGCAGGAAACUCCUAAAUGUGGUGCCUAUGCUUCUCCUCUUCUCCUUGGGAUUUGUCCUGGGCAUGAUCUCCGACUCAAAGUUCCCAAACUUCUACCUUCCUUUCAUUCCACCAAUGCCCUCUCCUACGCCGUUUCCACCAUUGCCGCUGCUGCCAGUGUCAUCACCACCUCCACCCCUGCAGCCUACGGCAUCCCCACCAUCGCCUCUGCCUACACAAUCUUUGCCCGCACAAGUGGGGGCGUUGCGCUUCAUGCCAAACAACAUCAUGCACAACAUGACGGAUGAGGAGCUGUUCUGGUGGGCAUCCAUGGCGCCUAGGGUCCACAGCUCGCCGUACCACCGCGUACCAAAGGUUGCCUUCUUGUUCUUGACGAGAGGGGACCUGCCUUUGUGGCCUUUGUGGGAGAUGUUCUUCGCGGGGUACGAUGGCCUGUACUCCAUAUAUGUGCACACCGAUCCCUCCUACACCGGUUCACCACCGAAGGAGUCUGUGUUCUACGGUCGCAUGAUCCCAAGUCAGAAAACGAAGUGGGGAGAUGUGACCCUGGUGGAGGCAGAGCGUCGACUCCUGGCGAAUGCGCUCCUGGACCUCGCCAACGAGCGCUUCGCACUCCUGUCCGAGUCGUGCAUCCCCCUCUACAACUUCACCACCGUGUACGCCCUGCUCACUGGCUCCAGCACCAGCUUCGUCGACAGCUUCGUGAACCACGACAGCGAGGUGCGCUACAACCCCUUCUUCGCCGACCGCAGCAACAUCAGCUUGGCGCAGUGGCGCAAGGGCUUCCAGUGGUUCGAGAUGGACCGCGCCCUCGCACUCGAGGUCAUUUCCAACGACACCUACCUCCCGGCAUUCCAAGAGUACUGCGACGCUGUGCCGGCCUGCCUCAUGGACGAGCACUACAUCCCAACACUGCUGAGCCUGACCGGGUGGACGCACAAUGCGAACCGGACGCUCACGUUCGCGGACUGGCGGAUGGGGGGAGUGCACCCUCGGACGUACUGGAGGGACGACAUGAAGGUGGAGCUGAUCCGGGAGAUCAGGGGAGGCGCUGGCAAGAACUGCACCUACAAUGAUGGGGCCAACGGCAUCUGCUACUUGUUCGCGCGCAAGUUCGCCCCGGAUGCCCUCGAGCCACUGCUCAGCUUGGCUCCAAAGGUUAUGGGGUUUGGUUGAGAUGCUCCAAUGGUAGUACUGCCAUUUUUGUUUCUUCUUCAGGAAUGGUACCAGACAGUACCCAUUUCUGUUGAUAUGAAACAAAAAAAAGGAGAAUUUAUCUAACACAACACCACUACCAUUGUAUUCCUUGGAAAUACGGUAGUGUGUCAUGAAUCAAUAGAAAAUCCAUUGAAUUUUCUACACUGGCUGAAA